AUGUUGCUUCUGUAUUAUGGUAGACAUUAUGGCAUUAUGUUCGUCAGGGUGGACGAGCGGAUCAUGAGCCGUAAAAUGCCUCCGAAAAAGAAAAACUCGGAAUUAUCAACGAAAGAAGAGUUAUCAAAACUAGAUAAAGAUGAUUUAAUAGCAAAAAUAAUACAGUUAGAAGCUCAUAACUUGCAGCUAAAGAAUAUUAUAAGUAAGAACUUUUCGGAAGCUACUAAAAAGGAUGAGAAGGACCAUAAAAUAAAUUGGAUUUUAGCAAGUAAGUGCCACUUCCGAAGAGUACUCCUCCGGAUCCUCUACUUCGGUUGGGACUACAAUGGUCUAGCGGUACAGGAAGACACGAAUCAGACGAUCGAACAUCAUUUGUUCCAUGCGUUAACUAAGUCCUGUUUAAUACAAAGUAGGGAGACAUCUGGUUACCAUCGAUGCGGACGCACUGAUAAGGGUGUCAGUUCGUUCGGCCAGGUCAUAUCAAUAUCACUACGGAGUAAGUUUCCACCUUCAGAACAAAACACACAAGAGGCCAUAGACAAUGAGAUGCAAUACUGUAAGAUACUAAACAGGUUGCUACCUAAAGAUAUUAAAGCAGUAGCUUGGAUGCCUAUACCUGAAGAUAUGCCUGAAUAUAGUGCUAGAUUUGACUGCAAGAAACGCCAGUACAAGUACUACUUUCCCCGUUCAAACUUAGACAUACAAGCGAUGCUUGGUGGGUGCGCUCGGCUUGUAGGCUGCAAUGACUACCGUAACUUGUGUAAGAUGGAUGUCGGUAACGGCGUGCUGCAGUUUACAAGGGAGAUCAUUAGCGCUCAUGUCUUACCUGUUCAUAGCGCACAUGUGGACCAGCCCACCUCAAUGUACUACCUGAACAUCGAAGGGAAUGCCUUCCUCUGGCAUCAGAUCCGGUGUAUCAUGGGGCUGCUGCUCCUCAUAGGUGAGGGUAAGGAGACGCCUGACGUUAUUACUGAGCUGCUGGAUGUUGAGAAGUGUCCUAGAAAACCUCAAUACAACAUGGCAUUGGACCUACCUUUAAACUUAUUCCACUGUUCAUACGACUUACCGGAUGGAUGCAAGUGGAUUUAUACGAAGCAAGAGAUUUCUGAAGUUUUGACGCAAUUACAGAGCGAAUGGACUAUACAUAGUAUCAAAACAACAAUGAUUCGCGACGUCAUAAAUGAGUUAGAAGCUAAAUACUCAGAACUAUGUGAGAGCGAGAUAACAGAUGCGGAUGGCAAUAAAGAGAAGGACAGAGUUAUAGCUUAUACGGAAUGUUUGCUUCAGGGCGUGAAAUCUAGAGUUUAUAAGCCUUUUAAAAGGGAUACUUGUUCAAGCUUAGAAGAGAGAAUUGAACACUACAGGAAGAAAAGAAAAAUAGCUGAUCCCGCUGAAGAUGUAAAUAGUAAAUAA
This is a messenger RNA of Helicoverpa armigera (cotton bollworm), 1413 nucleotides long. RefSeq names its product tRNA pseudouridine(38/39) synthase. The record is from RefSeq and is a predicted model, not a curated record. Gene Ontology annotation, biological process: tRNA pseudouridine synthesis; mRNA pseudouridine synthesis. Gene Ontology annotation, cellular component: cytoplasm; nucleus. Lineage: Eukaryota; Metazoa; Arthropoda; Insecta; Lepidoptera; Noctuidae. Gene Ontology annotation, molecular function: pseudouridine synthase activity; RNA binding.